AUGGCAGACAAGCCAGACGACGACGGCUCCGACUCUGGGGACGACGAAGACGUGGAGCCGCAUCCGUUCAGUUCAACAACCACAGCCACAACGCACCAAGUCGUAGUGGCCGCACAGUCCCCGGGCGCCCCCCAUGUUGUGUUUUUCCCCUACCCAGCCUACCUCAAUAUGACGAGGACCGUCCCGUCAGACACAACAGUGGAGGCCUGGCUGCCAGAUAAGACGAUUCGAUAUCACGGGACUCGGCGAUACCUCUACAACGCCGUGAAAAACGCCCUGAAAGCUGCCCACGCUGUCGACACGACCAAGCGCGACUGGAAUUUGUUCUGGGGCCGACACUUGGAACCCAACCAAUAUGCUGCUUUACGUCCAGGUCAAAAGGUGAACCACUUUCCCGGGAGUUUGGAGCUGGGGCGCAAGGACAAGCUGUGCCAGAACAUCCUUCGCAUGCAGCGCAAGUUUGGAGGCUCGUUUUACCAGAUCAUUCCGGAAACGUACAUCACGGGGGGCAAAGACUGCAAGCCGUUCAUGACGGCCCUCGCGUCGUCGUCGAAAGCUCUCUGGAUCCUCAAGCCCCCGAAUCAAUGCUGCGGUCGGGGCAUCAAGAUCAUUCCAGGCGGGUCUGACUACACGUACGAGCCCGCGAAACGCUACGUGGCCCAGCGGUACAUUAUGAAUCCAUACUUGAUCAACGGCUUCAAAUUCGACAUACGCCUCUACGUCCUUGUGACGUCAUAUCAUCCCCUUCGCGUGUACUUGUUCCCGAAUGGCCUCGUUCGGUUCUGCACCGAGAAAUACUCGACGUCGAAAAAGGACGUGUCGAAUCGAUUCGGCCACUUGACAAACUACAGCGUAAACAAGAAGAACAAAGCGGCCUUCCAGACCAACCAAGACGCCGCGGCCGACGGCGAAGGCAGCAAGUGGAGCUAUCACGCCUUGCAAGCGUACUUUAAAGCGCAGGGGAUGGACCCGUCCGCGAUUCACAACGACAUUGCGGCGCUAAUCGUCAAGACUCUCAUGUGCGUGGAAGCCCCCCUCGUCGCUUCACUCCACAAGCACACCAAGGAACUCGAUGCGUGCUUUGAAUUGUACGGGUUCGACAUCCUUCUGGAUGCAAACGUGCGGCCAUGGUUGCUUGAAGUGAACGUAUUUCCGUCCAUGAGCAGCUCCUCCCCCAUGGACAAACGCAUCAAGUCCAUCCUUGUCUGCGAUACAUUUCAGCUGGUGGGAAUCCCUGCCGUCGACUUGGCAGCGGACGCGACGAACGCGUCGGCAUCGAUGCCUCGACCGAAGGGUUUCAUGCAACAAGACCUACACCAUCCGACUCUGGACGACAACGAAGCCACGUGGAUUCAAGCGCUGGAGGACGAGGCGCGGCGAGUCGGCCACUUCCAACGGAUCUUUCCAACUCUUGACACGAUCAAGUAUUUGGACUUUUUUGAAAAGCCCCGACCAGGAAAUGCCGUGUACGCCACGUACCUUCAACGGACGUCAUCCGCCAGCGCGUUGAAAAGGACGACAGGUGCGACAUCGACAAACCCGCCACGCGCCUCUGGAAAACCCGCUCGGCGGAAGAGCUUGAGCACCAAGUUUAGCCAGGCCAAGGCGGCGAGUUUGAGCUACCACUUGUAG
This is a messenger RNA of Aphanomyces invadans, 1632 nucleotides long. RefSeq lists its product as hypothetical. Lineage: Eukaryota; Oomycota; Saprolegniomycetes; Saprolegniales; Verrucalvaceae. Gene Ontology annotation, cellular component: cilium. Gene Ontology annotation, biological process: microtubule cytoskeleton organization; protein polyglutamylation. Gene Ontology annotation, molecular function: tubulin binding; tubulin-glutamic acid ligase activity. Bases 1 to 1632 code for a protein of 543 amino acids. The record is from RefSeq and is a predicted model, not a curated record. The transcript has 10 exons.